Messenger RNA from Brassicogethes aeneus, 1296 nucleotides. NCBI's taxonomy places the organism in Eukaryota, Metazoa, Arthropoda, Insecta, Coleoptera, Nitidulidae. The record is from the annotation of a GenBank genome assembly.
AUGAAAGAGGAAGAUUUACAUUUCUUUGAUGACUUUGUCACUGAAGACAGUAUUUACUUCAUAGAUUCUGAGAAUGUAAGAAAUGAAAACCAAACACUUUUAGACAGCCGAAUUACCUUUGAAAAAGUAAAAAAACCUGUUGAACCAAAAAAUAUUGAAGGAAAUAAUAAUAAAGAAUGCAGAAAAGAUUCUUGGAUUAAGACUGCAGUUGAGGAAAGUUAUAACGAAAAUGAAGCAACAGAUAUAGACGACGAAGAUUCAUCCACGUCUGAAAAUAAGGAAAAAAAUAAAAAAAAACCAAAAACUAAAGUCAAUAAUCAUAAAGUUAGAAGAUCCUCAAGAAGUACAAUAAAAAUUGUCCCAGUAGUUGAUGAUAGUAGCGAUGAAGAGCGUGACUUUUCUGCCGAUGAAGAUUCAUCAUACACUCCUGAAGAUGAAGAAGUUAAAGGGGAUAAAUAUAAACGACGAAUUAAAUCAGGGUCAGUAAAAAAUGUUGGUAAAAAUUUAAGUCCCAUCAUAAUUUAUGAGGAUAAGAUGCGCAACAACUAUAGUGAUGAAGAAAGUGACAAUUCUGAUCCUGAAGAAGAAAGUGAAAAAACCUCAUACAAUAUGAAGAAAGAAAUAAGAGAUAGUGACUUUUCUGAAGAAGAUUAUACAAAUUCCUCACAUACUGAAGAUGAAGCCAUGGAAAUAUUAAAAGGCCGUUGUCCAAGAGAGUUUAAAAGAACAGGUCAUUUAAAACGGCAAAGAAAGAAAUACAACUGUCCACUGUGCGACGAAACAUUCUCGACUAGGAUAAGUAGAGGCGCGCAUAUGAAAAAAAAACACGACAUUAUACAAAGAAAAAAAUACAAAUGUUCAAAUUGUGACAAAAUAUUCCCACGCCAAUAUCAUUUAAACCAGCAUUUUCAAACAAAACACAACGAUUUUAAAUAUACGUGUCCACAUUGCCCGAAAGAGCACAAACAUGAAUAUUUAUUAAAAAAGCACGUUGAAAGCAAACAUCUACAUUCAUUGUGUGCUAAAUACAGUUGUCCACAUUGCCCACAAGCUUUUACAAGGAGUGAUAAUUUAAAAAAACACGUUCAAAACCAACAUGGAAAACCAGGAAAAAAAUACAAAUGUCCGCAUUGCCCAAACAGGUUCAAAAGAAGUGAUAACUUAAAACGCCAUAUUAAAAACCUACAUGGCGAUCCCUUACAAAGAAAAAAUCAUGAAUGUCCACUUUGCGACAAAAUAGUAUUAAACAAACAUAACCUAAAUAAGCACAUUAAAUCAAAACAUAAAUCAACUUAA